AGGUGGCUCCUCUUUCCCGGCCGUCCCUUCCCCAUUUCCGGCGGAAGCGGAUCAACAAGGGAAACUUUAUUGUUCCCUUGCGGCGGUGUCGGCGACGAUGUCGGUGAAUUAUGCAGCCGGGCUGUCGCCAUACGCGGAUAAGGGCAAGUGUGGGCUGCCCGAGAUCUUCGACCCCCCUGAGGAGCUGGAGCGCAAGGUAUGGGAGCUGGCACGGCUGAUGUGGCAGUCCUCCAGCGUGGUUUUCCACACGGGCGCCGGCAUCAGCACCGCCUCCGGCAUCCCCGACUUCAGAGGCCCCCAUGGCGUGUGGACCAUGGAAGAGCGUGGCCUGGCCCCCAAGUUUGACACCACCUUCGAGAGCGCCCGGCCCUCGAAGACCCACAUGGCCCUGGUGCAGCUGGAACGUGUGGGCUUCCUCAGCUUCCUGGUCAGCCAGAAUGUAGAUGGGCUGCAUGUGCGCUCAGGCUUCCCCAGGGACAAGCUGGCUGAGCUCCACGGAAACAUGUUUGUGGAGGAAUGUCCCAAGUGUAAGAUGCAGUACGUGAGAGACACAGUCGUGGGCACCAUGGGCCUCAAGGCCACAGGCCGGCUCUGCACAGUGGCCAAGGCAAGGGGACUAAGGGCCUGUAGGGGGGAGCUGAGGGACACCAUUCUGGACUGGGAGGAUGCACUGCCUGAACGGGACCUGAUGCUCGCUGACGAGGCCAGCAGGACCGCAGACCUGUCAGUCACCCUGGGCACCUCGCUGCAGAUCCGCCCCAGUGGAAACCUGCCCCUUGCCACUAAGCGCCGGGGAGGCCGUCUGGUCAUUGUCAAUCUACAGCCGACAAAACAUGACCGUCAGGCUGACCUACGCAUCCAUGGCUACGUGGAUGAGGUGAUGAGCAAGCUCAUGAAGCAUCUGGGGCUGGAGAUCCCCACCUGGGAUGGACCUUGCGUGCUGGACAAGGCCCUGCCACCCUUGCCACGCCCAGCUGCACCCAAGACUGAGCCCCCUGCACAUCUCAAUGGCUCAGUGCACGUUGCGUGUAAGCCAGAGCCCAACAGCUCUGUACCCCACAGGCCCCCCAAAAGAGUAAAGACCGAGGCUGCCCCCAGCUGACCGGGGUGUGUGGGGUGGGAGGGGUACUUGUAGGAACCACACACGUUAGGAUUUUUUGUUUUGUUUUUGUAUGCUGAGGACUGAGCCUGGGCUUGCACACACCACACCCCGCCUUUUUCAGAAGUUUCCUUGAAAUCUGGGUUUCCUAAGUCGCUCAGGCUGGUCUUGAACUCACAGCUGUAGCCCAAGCUGGCAUAGAGCUUGCGCCCUGCUCUCCUCAGCCUCCACAGUGGCAAGGGUGGCUAGCGGAUGCCACCAGGCCCAGCACAGCUCCUUGGGAGUCUCACUGUAUCCCUUGUCCGCGUCCCUCCCGGGAAUCUCGGGACACUGGGAGAGGCUGUGUCCCAGGGCCGAGGAUUCACGUGCCUAUCUACCUGCCACACCCCACUUGUGACUCAGGAUGUGCCCAAGCGGUAGCCACACACUCCACCUGCCACCCCUUGAUCCAGAGCCACCAGGAACCCAUCUACACUAAGGGCCCCAGGCUUCUGGAAACCCCCAAUGCAAUAAACAUGGAAUUCCUUUCUUUUUUUU
Molecule: messenger RNA, 1636 nt
Organism: Phodopus roborovskii (desert hamster)
Lineage: Eukaryota; Metazoa; Chordata; Mammalia; Rodentia; Cricetidae
Gene: Sirt6
Product: sirtuin 6
Exons: 8
Coding region: 98-1102 (334 amino acids)
Molecular function (GO): NAD+ binding
Source: RefSeq, a predicted model, not a curated record